This is a messenger RNA of Momordica charantia (bitter melon), 1335 nucleotides long. RefSeq names its product small and basic intrinsic protein 1A (gene SIP1A). Gene Ontology annotation, molecular function: water channel activity. Gene Ontology annotation, cellular component: membrane. Gene Ontology annotation, biological process: transmembrane transport. Lineage: Eukaryota; Viridiplantae; Streptophyta; Magnoliopsida; Cucurbitales; Cucurbitaceae. The record is from RefSeq and is a predicted model, not a curated record.
ACCUCAUCGAAGCAAUCAAAAUCAGCCCCACACCCGAAAUUUUCCGAGAAAAUCCCGAAUUAGGUGAAUGGCUCAGUAUCCAUGAACCCUCAAUAACAGUUGUGAUUCUUAUCUUCCCCAAAAAUUUUCCAUUUUCUCCUCAGAAAAGAUUUCAUCUCGUAUAAGUGGCGAUUGAUUUCGAUUCCAUCUGAGGCGAGGCAGAAUCGGAAGAACCAGACGAGCGAUCGAGCGAUCGAGCGAGAGGCCAGAAGAAUUCUUCCUCAGAGUUGCCCUAUUUGCAGCUGCAGCUCUGAUUUCAGGUUUCCAUUCCUCUGGCGUCGAUUAGGAGGAGCUAAUUCGGGCCAAUUUUGUUCGAAUUUCGGAGAUUAAUCAUGAUUGAUGAGAUCAAGGCUGCAAUCGGCGAUGGCGUGCUCACUGCCAUGUGGAUUUUCUGCGCAUCGUCUCUUGGGGUUCUCACCGCCCUCCUGUACUCAGCCGCUGGAGUUUAUGGCGUGCCGCUUCAUCCGCUCCUCAUCACCACUACUCUCGUCUUCCUUCUCGUUUUCGUCUUUAAUAUAAUUGGCGCUGCUUUGGGUGGGGCCAGCUUUAACCCCACCGCCACUGCUGCUUUCUACGCUGCCGGAGUUGGCCCAACCUCUCUUUUCGCCAUGGCUCUCCGUUUCCCUGCUCAGGCAGCUGGUGCUGUUGCGGGUGCAUUGGCGAUCAAGGAGGUGAUGCCUAUACAAUAUAAGCACAUGCUCGGUGGCCCUUCGCUAAAAGUUGAUAUUCAUACUGGAGCCACAGCUGAAGGAGUUUUGACCUUUAUAAUCAGUUUUGCUGUUCUUCUGAUUGUACUCAGGGGUCCCUCCAGCGAAGUAAUUAAAACAUGGUUGCUGGCUAUGGCUACUGUAGCAUUAAUCGUUGCUGGUUCUCCUUACACUGGGCCUUCCAUGAAUCCUGCAAAUGCAUUUGGGUGGGCAUAUAUAAACAACAGGCACGACACAUGGGAGCAGUUGUACGUGUACUGGAUCUCCCCCUUCAUAGGAGCCAUUUUGGCUGCUUGGAUUUUCCGAUUCAUCUUCCCACCACCAGUCCCAGCCCGAGCCCGAGCCCGAGCCCCAGCCAAGCAGAAGAAAGCUUGAAACCCAAGUUAAAAGCUGCUGCUGCUGCUGUGUUUCUUUAGAUAGGCUUUGAUCAAUCAAAUGUAGCAAGUAAGAACACUUCCAUUUCUGUUAUUAAGAUAAAUUGGUGCUGUUUAAAGUCUAUUUUGCAGCUUCUGGAUCAAUAAUCCUUCAAUUAACUUCCCCUUUAAAUCAAUUCUCUGAAUUGCCAAGUGAUUGCUGUUGCUUGCUGCCA